This is a messenger RNA of Brienomyrus brachyistius, 5332 nucleotides long. Its product is annotated as breast cancer type 1 susceptibility protein homolog. Lineage: Eukaryota; Metazoa; Chordata; Actinopteri; Osteoglossiformes; Mormyridae. Gene Ontology annotation, biological process: chordate embryonic development; positive regulation of transcription by RNA polymerase II; dosage compensation by inactivation of X chromosome. The record is from RefSeq and is a predicted model, not a curated record. The coding region runs from base 600 to 4967 and encodes 1455 amino acids. Gene Ontology annotation, cellular component: plasma membrane; BRCA1-A complex; BRCA1-BARD1 complex. The transcript has 22 exons. Gene Ontology annotation, molecular function: ubiquitin-protein transferase activity; metal ion binding.
ACUUGUUUAUUGCGGAAAUUACGCAAUGAUAGUGCGUCAGGACUUCUAGAGGCUGCCCAUGUGUAGUUCUUUAGCAGGAAGGUAGCCUGUUCACAGAUGAACGAACGCACCAAGAAUGUUUUUGAAAAAGUGAAUUUCAGAGUUUUGUAUACUAAUUUUGGGAGACAUACAAUAGAAUUUAUCUAUAUUUUGUAUAUGCACUGAAAGUACAUUAACUAAGCCAAAACAAACGCAGACAAGAAACGUAAGCGCGGGUUGGCUGUAAAGCGGUCAUGUGACAGCAAAGUUGCGGGAAAACCGAAAAAGACUCCAGCUGGUGAACUGGUCUAGUGUUUGUCUCCUCAUAUCCUCUAAUUUUGUUCCAGAUCCAUAAUUUUGCCUGGUAUGUUAUCAAUUUCCGCAAACUUAAUAAUAAUCUUUGUAAUUAUUUGUAAUGUAUGCGUAGGUAGGUAACUGUCAGUGGACUACUAGUGUCGGAUGAAGUAGUAGGGCCGUCAAACCAGCACACUUAGACAGUAGGGCCGUCAAAUCAGGACGUUAGGGAGCGAUCUCUAGAUGCAGUAAAAAAAAAAAGUUCUUUUAGUUGUCUGGAUAAAGUUAUGGAAGAGCCGAAGAUUGAAGAAGUGAGACGGAGUAUUUAUGUCAUUUGGGAAAACCUCCAAUGUCCAAUAUGUUUGGAUUUGAUGAGCUCUCCCGUCUCCACAAAAUGUGACCAUCAGUUUUGCAGGUUUUGCAUAAUGAAGCUGCUGGACAAUGGCAAGACGCGGGAGGCCAGCUGUCCAGUUUGCAAAGCGAAGGUGACUAAAAGAAGUUUGCAGGAGAGCCCUGGGUUCAAGAGACUGGUGGAGGGACUGAAGGGUUUGGUGCAGGCCUUUGAAGACGACACUUGUGUGGGAUAUAACAAUAAAGUGUCCCAGAAGCUAGAAAACUAUGGUGCUGUGGAGAGGAGAUGCAAAGAGGUUCAGCUCGAGGAAGGAACCACGUCUGAAAGCAGACCUGUAAAAAGCACUGCUGACAAUAGCCAGUCCAAAGGAUCUGAGGACAUUACAACUCCUUCCGCUGAAGUUAAGGAAGGUUUCGCAAGACUCAUGGACCUUAAAGAUUCCUGUGCCAUCACCUCUGACAGAGAGGAUUUGGAGAGCGCAGCUGCUGACUUUCAGCGUACCUCUGGAGGAAAAGCGGAUAAGAACAGCAGGUCUGGUCAUUCUGGUCCAGAAACGCAGGUUCCACCUCUACAAUUUAAAAAGAAGGUCGCUGGUGAAGAAGACACAAUCCCAAAAGAAACGGAGGGGCAAAUCAGUGAAGGUGGAGAAACACGACCCUCAGAUCCAGAUGCGAUUUUAGACAAAAGACAGAAGAAAAGCCUGGAAAAGGUAUCUGAGUGGCUUUUAAAUAUCUCCCCAAGUGCCGCAGGCAAAGGUGGUUCAGAUCCCAGUUGCAGUUCCCAGCGUGAGUCAGAGGACUGCUUGUCUGAUGGAAACACUAGUUCAUCCACGGUGGAAAAAGAGAAAGAUGAGGAUGAAAUUAGGAAACCUAAGAGGUCUGGACACAGCCUUUGUCUUGAGGAAAAAGUGUUUGGAGUGGUCUACAAGAGGGGUCGAAAGUCUGUGAGACCCCAGGUAAACAGCUGUUUAGAAAAAGUGAAGGCUAGUGAGAUCUCACACCUGUCUCCUUCCAGUCCGAUUAAGACACCAACGAAAGCUGCUAAGAGGAGUAGCAGCAAAUUGAGUCCUGAUUUUAUUAAGAGACCUCACAUUGAACUGGAGGAUGGAAAUUCUGGGAAAAGGGUGAGUGGCACAGAAUUGUGUGAAAUGGGAGAAAUCAAUGGGAAGGAGACAAAGGGAUGUGAGUCUUCAGAAGAGAAGGAAGAACUAAAAGUCAGCCCUGUCUUUGAGGUGCCGCUUCAAACUACAAGGACACACAAAACUAAAAUGCAGGGGGUGUCGCAAGAGGCAGGAAGCAACCUGGUACAGAUGGACAAAGUGGAGGAAAACGCUAAAGAAAAUAAUGCAUCAAGUGAUAAAAAGUGCCUGUCUAAUAAGAAAAGGAAAACCGUGGCUCGUAAGAGGCUUUCUAAAGGAACUAAGGCACUGGACCUGGUUACUGUUGAAAUAAACGACCCAGAUCCCGUGCUGAAACCCACAAAAGGAAUUCCCAUUGAGGCCGAUGUUCAGAUCGACAGCUACUCCAGUAGUGAGGACCCAGGGACCCCUGGUCUCAAGUCAUUCAGGCGGAGUGAAAGGUUGAAGCUGUUUACAGAGGAGGUUCAAGGAAACAGAAAGAAGGCCUUGCCAAAGAGGUCCACAAAGAAUGGGCAGGAGAAGAAUAUUACAGCACCUGACGCAGUUGAAAAGGUUCUUACUCCAUUGACAAUGGAGGCGAAGAAGACUGUUGUUAGGAAUGGGUGUGUAGCUUUUGUGGAUUUGUCAGGCAUUGAGGACGACAAGUUAAGUGUUGGCAGAAACUUGGGCCAGUGCGACCAGAAGCCGUGCCAUACUGAAACAGACCUUCCUAUGUCUAAUAGUGUUGUAGAAGGUCUUCAGGUUACCCUGGCAUGUUCACCUGUCUUGACUGACCACCCAGUGUCCCCAAGGAAACAUGGGUCAGAUGCUGUAGUACCUCUAUCCCCUGGGAACUUAACAAAUGAGCUAACAGAUGCUGAGUUUAAACAAGAUAGAAUCGACAGUGAAUUAGACACUGAACAGUUGCUGAAAACCUUUAAAACCACAAAGAGAAGAUCUUUCUGCAUCGGUAGUCCCAGUAACAAAUGGUUGAACAGAGGUUUAUUUAAUUCUGAAAAGCUGCCGAAUCCAGAGGUUAAGCAGAGUAAAGAUAAAAUACUCACAACACCCGAGUUAGUUUGCGUGGCUGAUUCUGCAGAAUUAGUGCAGCAAGAUGCAGAGAGCUUGUCUUUAGGUGUGGAAAAUCAUUCAGUUUCCACAGAUUCAUCUAAUCCUAAAGGGUCUCCUAAGAGCAGUAGGGUUGGAUGCCUAAGGAAGAGUGAUGCACUUCUGAAUAUAUCAGCAUCUAAGUCCAAGGAUUCGGUAGAGCAGCUAUGUUUAAAUGCCUUGGAAAAUAAUCACAGUCGUUCAGUCUGUGGUUCUAGUGGUAUGGUUGAGUCCAAUGGAGUCAAAUUCCCUGUAAGAAAACAAAAAAAACAAAGUUCUGCACAUAUAGUCAGCAAUGAGGAAGUGGGCCCUGAGCUUGUCUUCACUGCUUCUGAAGAGGAACCACAAAACCCUUCUGGAAGGAUCACUGAGGAGCCGCACCCAGGACUACAGAGUACAACUCCUGGAGACCCUUCAGGAAGUGCAGAUGUUGGAGCUUGUAACUUGGAUACAGUGUCUCCUGUGUGGGGAGUCAAUAACUUAUCGACAUCCUCCAUGACCCCAGAUGAUCUACUGCCUCCAAAUAUUGUUGUUCUCGCUUCCAGCAGAAGUGCAGCUAGUUCCAGAUCAGAGGAUCUUCCGCUUCAGUUGUGCAGUCAGAUAAAUUUAUUGAAGCGGAGAAGACCUCAGAAACUGGAGUCUUCAGAGUCUGAGGACAGCGGAGAAGAUGACCAGCUCCCUUCACUGGCCAAGCUGUUAGGACAUACCAGCUCUCAUUCGGAGGAUCUCCCCCUCCUGGGCCAAGAAUGUUCUAAAAAACGUUCCAGUGGUGAGGCAUAUCUUUCUGAAGUGCCAGACAGAUGCCUGAGUCCCUGCUCUGCUCCAGAGGGAGUCCCUGCCAGCCAGGUGUCUGUUGACCUCUUUGGAACUCCAGAAGAGUGUGAAGGUGGUGCUAGUGGGCAUGGAUUCUCUGGAGACUCUUCACAAUUUUCCAGUGAAAUUAUUGGCACCCAGCAAAAGCUAGCCAUGCAGCAGGAGCUGCGCAGGCUACAGCAGAUGAUGGUUCUCGUCACAGAGGCCCUGCACCAGAAGGAGGGUGGCGGCAAGCCGAGGCCACCUCCCCCCUCUGCGUCUGCAGUGAGCGCAGGCGCCCAUCCCUGCCCGACCUCACCCUGUGACAGCCGGACAAGAGCGAGCAUCUCUAGACCCCAGACCCCCCCGCCUGGCCAGGCCCUCGUAUCCCCCACCCAGAAGCGGACCCUGGAUCCUGUCUGCACCCUUCCUGGUCCUUUAGCCUCAGAAGUCCAACAAGAUGAAGGCAACAUCGCAGCAGAGGGCGACGGAGACGAGAUCGCUACGGCGACACUGGAACGGAGAGAGGGCAGAGCCCGACACUGCUCCACCGGAAUGCCCGUGGGGACCACAGGGGUGGAGCAUGGCCCGAGAGGUGAAACCUGCUUGCCCCCAUCGCAGCCGCGUAGCGACACGCCCAGGCAGCCGACCCAAAGCCGCGCCAGAUGCGGCAAAAUGCUUCUUGUGGCUUCUGGGCUGAGCACGGCAGAGCUGUCAGUGGUAAAGAAGUUUGCCAGAAAGAUGGGGGGCAGUGUGUGUGCGGAGGUGACCCCAGAAACUACCCACAUCAUCAUCAAGACGGACGGCAAGCUUGUGUGUGAACGCACGCUGAAGUACUUUCUGGGCAUCGCCGGGCGCAAGUGGGUGGUCAGCUUCCACUGGGUCACUCAGUGCUUCAAACAAGGAAGGCUCCUGCAGGAAGCACUGUUUGAGGUUCGAGGUGACACUGCAAAUGGGCCAGACCACCAAGGUCCAAUGCGAGCCCGCAUCACCGAUGAGCAGAAGCUGCUGAUGAGAGGCUUUGAGAUCUGCUUCCAAGGCUCCUUCACCAACAUGACAUCAGGUCAGAUGGAGUGGAUGGUGCAGCUGUGUGGGGCGAUAGUGGUUAAAGAUCCUUCCCUCUUCACAGCAGAAUGUAAGUCUAACCUACGGUUUGUGGUGGUGCCUGGAGAUUCCCAGACGGAUUACAAAGCUGUCCAGCAGAGGGCGAUGGUGGUGUCCCGGGCCUGGUUACUGGACUCUGUGGCUACUUACACCCUCCAGAAUCCUGACGACUAUACAGUCUGAGCUGGCUGUCCCGGGGGGGGGGGUACUCUGGGCCGUGGGCCCUCCCCAGCAUGGUCUUGAAAUACUGUGGGAGAUGUCAGCUUUUUUUUCACCCCCACCACAGUUCUCAGCACUUUAUGUCCCCCCCCCCUCUUUUUUUUAAUGUAUGCUGCAGCAUCUUUGGUCCUGGGACCCAUUUGAAUGUACGCGUUUGUAUGCAAAAAAGACAAACCCACACAUUUUGCUCUCAUUUUUGACCCAUGACCUCAUUCUUUAUCAGCGUAUCCCGUGUUGCACCAAUAUAAAUGUUGUUUUUGUGUUUACUUUCACUUCUGUGUUCCUCCUGCAUCAAAGGGGGAAAAACUGCAUCGAAAGCUGUCUGCAGG